CGGCUCGAUCUCCCUAUCCCCUGAUUCCCCUCCAGCCUCUGCGUCCCCAUUCACCUCUCCUCCUCCUCUUCUUCUACCUCGCGCUCGCUCGCUUCCCUCGUAAACCAUCCGCGCGCGUGGUCCUUCCAUGGCGGCCGGGGCUCUCCUCCUCGCCAACCCCGCCGCGCCCACGGCGAGGCACCAGCACCGGUUGCUGCAGCAGCGGAGGCAGCCGCGGCUCCUCGCCUCCUCUCGGCCUCCCCGGUGGCGGCUCUCCGCCGUGCAGGAGACCAAGGAGGGGGAGGCCCAGACGGCCGAGGAGAUCACCGAGAAGUACGGCCUCGAGUUCGGCCUCUGGAAAGUGUUCAGCUCCAAGGAAGGGGAGGAGGAGGAGGGGAAGACGAGGAAGUCGAGGACGGAGCAGGCGAAGGAGCUCCUGGCCAAGUACGGCGGCGCGUACCUGGCGACCUCGAUCACGCUCUCGCUCAUCUCCUUCACGCUCUGCUACCUCCUCGUCAGCGCCGGCGUCGACGUGCAGGACCUCCUCGGCAAGGUUGGGAUCGCGACGGGGGAGACGGGAGGGAAGGUGGGGACGUUCGCGCUGGCCUACGCGGCGCACAAGGCGGCGUCGCCGAUCAGGUUCCCGCCGACGGUGGCGCUGACGCCGGUGGUGGCCAGCUGGAUUGGGAGGAUCAAGAAGGGGGGCGACUGAUCCAUCAAGUAUACUUUGAUCUUUGAAUGCGUGAAUUCGUUUUGAUCUUGGCUCGUUCGUACUGAAUCAUGACAAGUAUAUAUACUAGUGGUAUGUGAAUCAUGUAUGUAAGCUUAGAUGUUCAAGUAGAGGGCUACCCAGUAAAUCUGCUGCUACUUUUGUACAAACACAUGCUAAAACAGUAUAAUGAUCUAGUGUAUCCCGAAUUAAACUACUACUAGCAGAAAUGGGUGUUGUGCAGAUUCAAACACUCAUUAAGUUAUUAAUCAUAGGUACACAGCCAGAACAUUCAGAA
Oryza sativa Japonica Group (Japanese rice) is the source of this 986-nucleotide messenger RNA. RefSeq lists its product as uncharacterized. Gene Ontology annotation, cellular component: chloroplast. NCBI's taxonomy places the organism in Eukaryota, Viridiplantae, Streptophyta, Magnoliopsida, Poales, Poaceae. The record is from RefSeq and is a predicted model, not a curated record.